UCAGAUCAGGUGUGACAGACCAGGUGUGACAGUCCAGGUGUUCCUCAGGUGUGACAGACCAGUUAUGUCAGAUCAGGUGUGACAGAUCAGGUGUGACAGACCAGGUGUAUCACUCCAGGUGUAUCACACCAGGUGUGACAGUGCAGGUGUGUUGCACCCGGUGUGACAGACCAGGUGUGACAGUCCAGGUGUUCCUCAGGUGUGACAGACCAGUUAUGUCAGAUCAGGUGUGACAGACCAGGUGUAUCACACCAGGUGUGACAGUGCAGGUGUGACAGACCAGUUGUGACAGACUAGGGAUGUAGACUGAGUCCAAGUAUGUGACAGGUGUGUCUAGGUGUGUGACAGGUGAAUCCAGAUGUGCAGACUGAGUCCAGAUGUGACAGGUGAGUCCAGGUGUGUAGGCUGAGUCCAAGUGUGUGACAUGUGAGUCCAUGUUUGUGACAGGUGAGCGCUGAUUCAGCAGGUGUGACAUUAACCUCAUUAAUAAAGGUGUGUUUUUAUUGGAUGCAGACUUUGGACACCAGAGACCUUCAGAUCGUCUCAGUGAGCGCCAACGGACAGGCGGCCUCAUUUACUCUGGGCCCUAAACACAGCUUCAAGGGGACGCCGCUGGACAUCACGCUGCCCUUUGACCUGUCCAGGGGGCAGCAUGUGAUCGUGGAGGUGACCUAUGAGACGUCGCCGUCUGCGACGGCUCUGCAGUGGCUCACACCUGCACAGACUGCUGGGAAAAAACAUCCGUACCUGUUCAGCCAGUGUCAGGCUCAUCACUGCAGGAGUAUGGUUCCCUGUCAGGACACACCAUCUGUCAAACACACCUACUACGCUCAGGUUUCUGUCCCCAAAGACCUGGUGGCUGUGAUGAGCGCAGUGAGAGACGGACAGGAAGUUGAUCCUCAGGACAACAACCGCAUCGUCUACAGGUUCAGACAGCCGGUGCCCAUGCCUUCUUACCUGAUUGCCAUUGUGGUCGGAGCUCUGGAGAGCAGGGAGAUCGGACCGAGGUCCAGAGUUUGGUCUGAGAAAGAGUUUGUGGACAAAGCAGCAUUUGAGUUCUCAGAGACAGAGACCAUGUUGAAGACGGCUGAAGACCUGGCAGGGCCAUACGUCUGGGGUCAGUACGACAUCCUGGUUCUUCCUCCGUCAUUCCCCUAUGGAGGCAUGGAGAAUCCCUGUCUGACCUUCGCCACCCCGACCCUGCUGGCAGGAGACAAGUCUCUGUCCAACGUGAUUGCUCAUGAGAUCUCCCACAGCUGGACUGGUAACCUGGUGACCAACAAGACCUGGGAGCACUUCUGGCUGAACGAAGGUCACACGGUGUACCUGGAGAGGAUGAUCGGCAGGUGUAUGGACAGUGAACAGUUCAGACAGUUUAAAGCCAUGGGGGGCUGGAAGGACCUGCAGGACUCGGUGAACACUUUUGGAGCCAACAACCCUCUGACCAACCUAGUUCCCAGCCUGCAGGACGUCGACCCCGACGACGCCUUCUCCUCUGUGCCCUACGAGAAAGGCUUCGCUCUGCUGUACCACCUGGAGGAGCUGAUGGGAGGGCCAGAGGUGUUCAUGGGAUUUGUGAAGUCGUACAUCCAGCUGUUUGCCUACAGCAGCGUCACCACGGAGGAGUGGAAGAACUACCUGUACACCUACUUCAAAGACAAGGUGGACAUCCUGAACAAGGUGGACUGGAACGCGUGGAUGUUCACUCCUGGGAUGCCUCCAGUCAAACCUCAGUACGACACCACGCUGGCUGACGCCUGCAUCGCUCUGAGCCAGAAGUGGAUCAAGGCCAAAGACCAGGAUCUGAGCAGCUUUAAGGAGUCGGAUUUGAAGACGCUGUCGUCCCACCAGCUCAUCGAGUUCCUGUCCCUCCUGCUUCAGGAGGAUCCUCUUCCUCUGACUCACGUGAAGAAGAUGCAGGAGGUUUACAAUCUCAACACCUGCAUGAACUCUGAGAUCCGCUUCAGGUGGCUAAGGUUGUGUGUUCGAGCCAAAUGGGAGGAAGCUGUUCCCAUGGCAAUGAAGAUGGCGACAGAGCAGGGCAGGAUGAAGUUCACGAGACCGCUCUUCAGGGAGGUCUUUAACUUUGAGAAGUAUCGUGAUGAAGCCAUUCAAGUGUUUCUGGCCAACAGAGCAGCGAUGCACCCGGUCACCUCCGGACUGGUCGCCAAAGACCUGAAGGUGGACGCCACCAACACCACCAGUCUGUGACACCAGAAACCAGUGUAUAAAAAGAAACCAGUAUUAAAGCAGCUGACAGGAAGUUUGAUUUGUGUAGAUUUUGACGUUCCUGUGGCUCCACCCCCUGGAUGCAACUUAUUUCUGAUUCCCAAGUGAUGAUGUCAUCAUCAGAACUUUGUGUCAGGAUGUUUCAGAACCAGCUUUAAACUCGACAGUAUAAAUCACCUGUUCAUCAGGACUUUGUUUGGUUGUUUUUCCUCUUGACACUUUUCUUUCUGUAAAUGAAGAAGAAAUAAAAUGUGUCUGAAUUAAA
This is a messenger RNA of Epinephelus fuscoguttatus (brown-marbled grouper), 2494 nucleotides long. It is a transcript of the gene lta4h, whose product is annotated as leukotriene A4 hydrolase. Gene Ontology annotation, molecular function: metallopeptidase activity; epoxide hydrolase activity; zinc ion binding. NCBI's taxonomy places the organism in Eukaryota, Metazoa, Chordata, Actinopteri, Perciformes, Serranidae. The record is from RefSeq and is a predicted model, not a curated record. Bases 508 to 2211 code for a protein of 567 amino acids. The transcript has 18 exons. Gene Ontology annotation, biological process: peptide catabolic process; proteolysis; leukotriene biosynthetic process. Gene Ontology annotation, cellular component: cytosol; nucleus.